This is a messenger RNA of Trichomonas vaginalis G3, 838 nucleotides long. RefSeq lists its product as uncharacterized. The annotation marks the transcript as partial. The transcript has a single exon. NCBI's taxonomy places the organism in Eukaryota, Parabasalia, Trichomonadida, Trichomonadidae. The record is from RefSeq and is a predicted model, not a curated record.
AUGAACAAAAACGGAACAGCUAAAAUGAAUGAUAAUCAAAUAAGAGCCGAAGGUAGAAGGUUAUUUAAACGCUUCUAUAACAUUCCUGAUGGUGUUAAUCCUAAAACUCGUAGAAGUUAUUUAAACGAAGCCAUAGAUGCAUAUGAAGGAUUUGACAUUUCAUCAGAAAGUGAGAGGUUAGCAAGAAUGUUAAACGUUAAUAUUGAUUUUUAUUAUUGUGACCCUCAACCAGAAGACGUAGACAUAAAUAAGGUAGACUUUCCAUUAGUGGAAUCAAUAAUGAUAGAUCCAGAAUUUGAAACAGUAAAUAUUUUAUUAACACAGAGUCCAUGUGGAAAACUUCACGCUGACAGAAUUACAGACGUUGAAGCACUCACAGGAUAUAAAGUUUGCCCCUUUUGCAAAGAAGAAGUAUAUUCUAUCCGUGAUGACCCAGAAAGGAAAAACCAAAGAAGAUUUUUAAAACAUUGUGAGAAAUGUAAAGAAAAUAAUGGAAGAUUAAUUCAAGACGUUCAAUUGCAAAACACACAACAACCAUAUGCACCACAUAUCACGAAACAGAAGAUAUAUCAAUGGCUAUUAGCUCACAAUUUGCAGGAAUAUUAUAAACCAACAAGAUAUUAUAUUACUUUUGACUUCGAAACAUUAGAGACUAAAGAAGAACUUCAACUUUCUGAAUGUGCAACUUUGAACGCUUACUUAAAACCAUUUAUGGUAUCAUCAACUGUCAAAAUAAAGCCGCAAACGGACUCUUUGAGUCCUGAAGGUCUUUCAGACCGAAGCGGCGAGGUCGUAGACCGUGAUAAAACAUUUACGAGGAAUUUUUGCUUAACAUCAA